This is a messenger RNA of Oncorhynchus tshawytscha (Chinook salmon), 2024 nucleotides long. RefSeq names its product sialoadhesin. NCBI's taxonomy places the organism in Eukaryota, Metazoa, Chordata, Actinopteri, Salmoniformes, Salmonidae. Bases 55 to 1953 code for a protein of 632 amino acids. The record is from RefSeq and is a predicted model, not a curated record. The transcript is spliced from 11 exons.
GUGUUGGGGGUCUUUGUCUGGUCUGUAGCAGACUGCAGGGUGGGAGAUGCAACAAUGGCCUUGAGAACAGCAGGAAGUGUGUUGGUGGUCUUUCUCUGGUCUGUAGCAGGUGUUCUGGGACAAAAUACUGUGAGGAGUGUCUGUGCCUUAAAGGGGAGUUCAGUGGACAUUCGCUGUCCUGUUCCCAGUGUGACCCAAGUCACAGAGAUAGUCUGGUAUAGCACACAGUUGAAUGGUAAGCUGUAUGAUCUGAGAUGGGACCCUAAGUAUGAUGGGCGUGUGGAGUACAGUGGAACUACAGAGAAGGACUGUAUCCUGAGAAUCACAGACCUGAGACAGAGUGACAUAACAACAUAUCAAUUCUUCUAUAAAACAAACCAGUAUUCAGAAUGGAAACAUUCAUAUGGAUUCACUCUCAGUCUCACAGAUCUAAAGGUGGAGAGGAUAUAUGACAACACACUGACCUGUAGCACCACCUGUACUCUGACUGGUAACCCCACAUACAUCUGGUACAAGAACGGACAACAUCUAGAUGAGAGCACCUCCCCCCAGUACAAAUACUCAGUCUCCAGUAACUAUGACGAUAGUUACUCCUGUGCUGUAAAAGGCCAUGAGGAUCUCCCCUCUCCUGCAGUGUGUGUUCAGGGUCACAACUGCUGGAGGGUGACUUACACCAAGAGGAGAAUCUGUGUCUUGAAGGGCUCCACAGUGGACAUAUCCUGCUCUUACACUCAUCCCACUAGUUAUAUAGAACAAGGUUCAUUCUGGUUUACACAGAAACACCCUGUAGAUGUCAGGUCAUAUCCAGAGUCUGCAGGUCAUGUGGAGUACAAUAGGAACACAGAGAACCACCACACCAUGACAAUAACACACCUGACAGAGAAGGACUCGGCUGAAUACAAAUUCAGAUUAAUAACAACAAAUAAGGGGAGAUUUUCUGGUCUUCCUGGUGUGAUGUUGACUGUCACAGAUAUCCUGUUGGAGAUGGAUCCUACGUCUGUGUCAGAGGGGGAGAGAGUCACACUGAGAUGUAGAACCCAAUGUACAGUCGGUCUCAACCCCACCUACAUCUGGUACAAGAACGGACAACGUCUAACCAACACAAUCACCAGUUAUAACAGCCUGAUCCUAGACCCAGUCAGCAGUGAGGAUGCAGGGAACUACUCCUGUGCUGUAGAAGGCUUAGAGAGAAUCCUCUCUCCAGAAGAGACUCUCACUGUCAGAUAUGGCCCAAAGAACACCUCAGUGUCAGUCAGUCCCUCUGGUGAAAUAGUGGAGGGCAGUUCAGUGACUCUGACCUGCAGCAGUGAUGCCAACCCACCUGUGGACAAAUACACCUGGUACAAGAAGAACGUAACCUCACCAAAAGCAUCAGGACAGAGUUACAGCAUCACUAACAUCAUCUCUGAGGACAGAGGAGAAUAUUACUGUGAGGCCCAGAAUGGAAGAGGAUCUAUGAACUCUACAGCUCUGAUGAUCAUUGUAGCAGGGAAACAAAUAUCAGUUCAGACUGCAGCUGUAGGAAUCAUUGUUGUUGUUCUGGUUCUCAUCCUCUGUCUCUCUGGACUCAUGUGGUUCAGGAAGAAGAACUCCACAUCCACCUCCAACACAAGAGACACAGCAGAUGAUGGACAGGGAGACUCUAGUCCAGUGUAUGACAACAUCUCAAACAUGGACAUGACCCCUACUGCAGCACAGACAGAGUCCACAGACGACCAGGAUGAUGUUCACUACGCCAGCGUCCACUUCUCUCACUCCAAAAACCAGGAAGUGCCUCUGUACUCCACCGUCCAGCUGCAUCAACCACAGAAACAGGACCAAGAUGUCCAAUACGCUGCUGUGAAAUUCAACCUCCCCAGUUCUGCCACCCAACCAGCAGCAGCACAAGCAGCUGAGGUGGAUGCCUCUGAGAUCUACAGUACAGUCAAUAAACCCAGAACCAAGAAGACUUGAACAUAACAAACCCAGAACCAAGAAGACCUGAACACAACAAACCCAGAACCAAGAAGACAUGAACACAACAA